AUGGAGGGGGCUGUGCGAGAACCAGGGCGGAGUUUCCUCCUCUGCUCAUUGUUCGCGGCCCAGCGCCCGCCCAGCCACCGCCCCGCCCGGCCCCGCUGCGGCUUGCUGGCGCGCUCCUGGGGGAGGGGGCAGAGGCCGGCGCGGACGGGACGGGGCGGGAGUCGCCGCAGCCGCCGGCGGAGCAGCAAACGCUCAGACACCGCCCGGACGCAGCCGCCGCUGCUCCUCUACCGCUGGCUCUGCGCCCCAACCCGGCUCUGCGGCAGGGAGGAGGGGCCGCCGGAGCCCGACUCCAGAGUGCGGGGCCACCGCCAGGCCUUGGGAGCCAYCGCCAGGCCUCCCAGAGCGGCGCCCACGUUCCAGACGCACAGACCCUGCGCCAACCCCGCAGCCACCUGCUUCGGGCCCGGAGGCGAGGGCACGAUGCGCUCCGCGCUGGCGCUUUCCGCGCUGCUUCUGCUGCUUCAUCUGCCGCCGGCGUCGCUCUCCCAGGAUGACACAGCAGGUAAGGACGGCUCGCCAGCAGCAGCCCCGGCUACCACAGUAAAAACUAGCACAGUCUCAAGCACGAAGCCCCAAACUUCAGGAACCACUUCAGACCCAGCGACAUCCACCAAGUUGGCUGGCUCUUUGGCAUCCACAUCCCGAGGGGGGUCCUUGAGCCCGACUCAGCCAAGCACCCCUGCGGCGACUACAGUCUCUAUAACCACCAGUGUCACAAAGAGUGGUAGUACUACGCCUUCCUCUCCUACUUUAACCAACGCUGUAAAAGCAACCUUCCAGAGCACGGACAAAGGAACAACUGCCCCUGGAUACAGCAGUAGUAGCCACGUUUCCACAGCCACCCCAGCCACUAAUAGAACAGAGGUGCUGAGCUCUCCUCCUCCUGGGGGUUCACCUGGCAGCCCAGGCUCUCACCAUUCAACCGCUGCCACUGUGAAGACCCCAGAGAGCUCCACCAGUGGACAACACAGCCUUUUCUCCAUCCCCAGUGGUUCAAGCCCUGCGCCUGGCACUAGCGGCCCCACAUCCAAGGUGUUGCCCACCACCCAAACCUCUUCAGACUCCACCAUAGCACCCAAGAAGGAACACCCACCAUGCACCCCAGAAGGAACUCGGCAGACCUCCAGCCAGAUGCCACCCAAGCCCACCCCGUCUUCCUCCAUGACAUCUCCGCUUGAGAGCUCUUCGUCCAGUCCUUGGUCAAGAACUGGGGCCACAUCUACUGUUGGGGGAGACACCCACYCCAGCACUCGUUCGGCUUCAACUGCCCCCCAAGGCCUCAGCACAACCUCUUCCACCCUGGCUCCUGGGAAACCCAAGGUAGACUGCAUGCCUCCUGAAAGRCUGGAUAAGAAGCUGCUCAUCCUGAACCUCACGGAAACCAGCCCCUGUGCAAAGAGCCCUCCAGCGGAUAACAAAUUGAUCACACAGCUGUGCCAAGCAGUCAARGCCACCUUCAACCCGGCUCAGGAUUCGUGUACAGUACAGCUGGCUCCCAUUCAGGAAAGCCAGGCGGUGGCCCUCAAAAAAAUCACUAUUCAAACAAAUCUCCUUCCUGAGAAUGUGUACACCCUGCUGAAGGACAAGUGGGAUGACCUAAGAGAGGUGGGAGUCAGCCACAUGCAGCUGGGGGAUGAAGGACCGCCAGAGGAGACUGAAGACCGCUUCAGCAUGCCACUGAUCAUCACCAUCGUCUGCAUGGCAUCCUUCCUGCUCCUCGUUGCGGCUCUCUAUGGCUGCUGCCACCAGCGACUCUCCCAGAGGAAGGAUCAGCAACGACUCACAGAGGAGCUACAGACAGUGGAGAAUGGUUACCAUGACAACCCAACCUUGGAARUGAUGGAGACCUCCUCCGAGAUGCAGGAGAAGAAGGUGGUGAACCUUAAUGGGGAGCUGGGGGACAGCUGGAUUGUCCCUCUGGACAACCUGACCAAGGAUGACCUAGAUGAGGAAGACACACAUCUCUAACCGGGUCUGCUGGUGCCUCGACAGUGCCACAGGCUCCAGACUGACCACCUGAAGUGCCAUUUGGACAGAGGGGGAARAUUCCUCCGUUUGAGGAGGGAAAGACUGGGGGAGGAAGAGUGGACUUCAAGGGUUGCUACCUCCCAAUCCCCACAGGGCCUUAAUUUUUCCCUUUUCAAGCCGAUCAUAUCCUGUUGUCUAGAUCCCUCUUGUAAAGURACCCACUAGUGCCUGAGCUCAUCGCUGCUGGAGGAUGAGAAGGGAGAUGGACGAAGAGUCAUGGAAAGGAUCUCAGACUCUAGAACAAUCYCCUCAUUUCCCAAGUGAGAUAACUAAGGAUUGAAGAGGGCAGGCGACUUGCACAAGGUCACAGUUACUUGGUGACAGAUUCCUCCCUUCACUCCAGGGCUCAUCUGUACCAAGCACACUGCUCUUCACUUGUGCCCUCUCUCCAGAGCAGCCCUGGGWAGGGGAACACUCCCGAUAGUAGGGGGCUAGGGAGGCGAGCUGGCCUGUACCCUUUUCAGUGGGAUCUGAUUAUAAGGACAGGUYCCGUGUUUCCAUCUCUGACUCCAGCUUCACCUGCCAAUACUCUUCUCCCUCCCCUCCUCUCACCCCUUUUCACUCAGUUUUCAGUCCCACUCUGCCCCAGGGCACCAGGGAUCAGCACAGGUCAUUCAUCACCUUGAACCUCUUUUCCUGGAUUCUGAUUUCUUUGCAUCCAUUUAAUGAUGCAGAGGCCUCCCAGUGUGCUUGAGGCCCACUCAAGGGAACAGUGGGCAGGUGAAGAGAGGAGCUCUUCGUCCCAGGGUUGCCUCCUCAUGGCAGYUGAUUCAGGGCUCAGAAAUGACACUGGCCCAUUACCCAAGCACCCCUUGAAAAUGGACACUCUCCAAGAUCUCCUUUGGCCUUCUGCUCCCACCAGGGAUUAAAAUCUGCAGUAGCCACAGAAAGUAAGAUGUUUCUUUUUGGUCACUGCUCAGCCAAUGGAUGAAUCCCGCAAGGCCCAGCCAGAAAGAGCAAUAGUGGUAAGACAGAUCUGUGCAGGCCUCCCACCCCCACCCCGAUCAGCAGAGGUGUGCCUGAACAGACAAUCGAUUCAUCAAACUGCUGGCAGACAGGUGUUACUUGUUUCACAGGAUACUCAGGGACUUUUCAAGUUGCUGAGAGUUUUGUUGUAUUUGUUUUUUUAAAUUCAGCACUCCACUGUCAAAGGCCAAAGCUUCAGCUAUUGGAGACUCUUAGCUCACCUCAUGGAUUCUGAUUCUCCAGAGAGAGAGAGAAAAGCCAGGACAUGAGUGCACUCUAAGGUGCCUGACUUCCCACUCUUCUGGCAUGGAGCUAGGCCUCGCUGUUUCCUCUCCCCUGUGUUGCUGGUGGGGCUACUGCAGUUCUGUUUCUGGUGGCAUCUCAGGGAAACACAAAGCCAUGUCUGUUCCACAGCACAGGGUUUUCUAGGCUCAGCAGUUAGCUGUCUUGUAGAAGGCAUCUGAGGAUGGGGCAUAGUGAGGCUUCAUCUGGUUUUCUGAGAGGGGARCUCCUGCAUGGAGUUUUUGAACUCUGGCCAUGGCCUGUAUGUUCCUGGGCAUAAAUUCCCUGGAACCAGCUAUCUGCAUUGGAACAGUUUAUUUUAAACAGAAUAGAWGGGGGACAAAGGGGAAAGGUCUAUCCUUUCCUAGCUCCCUGCGUCCUGCUCUGAGGCCUGUAGUCAUUAAAUAUCCUAGGGAACAGGGAAGUCCAGGUGAUCAUGGAUUGUACCYAGGAAGUGUUCCAAGAGCUMGAGAGAUGCUAGGUUACCAGUAUCCAAAUGCAUCUGCUCUGCUCUUCUGUCACUAGUAUUUGGAGGUGGGCAGGAUGGGGAACAGUGCCAAUUUGAGGAGAAAGAGAGGGAAUGUUGGGACAAUGGAGAGAGGUCUGUUUGCUUCCUUUCUGCCCAGGGUUCUGUCUGUCCAGUGGGUUUCUGUCAUGGCCUGUGAGAGGCCAGAGUGGAUUAUUGCYCUUUUGCUGAUUCUGGGUCACAUUCACUGGCAAGGGCUUUUGACAGACAGCAAAUAUUGCUUCUGCAAAUGAUCAAAGGAUGCAGCCCCAGGACCUCUUAGAGAUGACGACUGUGAAGACUAGAGAGCAGAAACCAUGCCUGGUCAGGGGCAGUGAACACAGCUUUAUCCAGGGAGAACCUGGGGAAGCAUUGGGCUGACUGAGAGGUUCCUUCUUCUUGUGCAUCCAAAUUGUGCUUUUAGUGGCACWUUGGAUCUGACACCUGGCGUUGGCUCGCUCUUGCUGCUAGGACCUCUAUAUCAACAGGCCAUGCCACCAGCAAGUGUAAAACUCAUCUUCCCACAUGCCUGAGUCCGAGUGCUGUCUGAUAAUUCAGAUUCUGGGACCAAGAAGAGAUAAUGRCAACACCAGAGGCUUAGCAAGACUCUGAACCAGUUGUACCAAAGAGAAUUUAAGAACUCCAUUUCAGUGGCAAACCACUGUUUCCCCAUGCUGCAAAAACCGUGAAUCUGAUAAUUCCCCAAGUUACAAAAACCACAGAUCUGGAGAUUUUGAUUGGAUGAAAUUCAGUGGGCAGCAUGCUGCAUUGUGAGUGGGAGAGUAUAACGUACAGACAAAUAUGCACUGGAAGGCGGAGUCCGGGUUUAAUCUAGCAGACACUGGGCAUGCCCAC
This is a messenger RNA of Urocitellus parryii (Arctic ground squirrel), 4639 nucleotides long. NCBI's taxonomy places the organism in Eukaryota, Metazoa, Chordata, Mammalia, Rodentia, Sciuridae. The record is from RefSeq and is a predicted model, not a curated record.